AUGCCCCUCUUGGAGGUGAGGCUACCUCUCGGAGACGAGGAAGAUUACCACCUUGAAGACGAAGAACCCCGUCACGAUGCUGAAGUCGAGGACCAUGAUAACAAAGACAGAGACGACAUAAUCAAAUACAGGUGCUAUCGCUGCUAUCCAUGCCUCAACAGGAAGGGUCAAGAAUGGCGGCCAAAGAAUUGA
Fusarium venenatum is the source of this 192-nucleotide messenger RNA. The record is from RefSeq and is a predicted model, not a curated record. NCBI's taxonomy places the organism in Eukaryota, Fungi, Ascomycota, Sordariomycetes, Hypocreales, Nectriaceae.